AUGGAGCCCCCCUUGAGCAAGAGGAGCCCGGCCCUGAGGUUGGCGGAUUUGGCAGCGGCUCAGCCCCACCCGCACCAGCACAUGACAGGCUUCCCGGGGCUGGGGACCCACCACGGCCACCCCCACCACGCGGCCCACCUCCACCCGGGGGACGCGGGCGGCGACCCCGGCGGCGCCCUCCCUCCGCUGGGCCCCGAGCACAUGGCGCAGCCCGCCGCCGCCCUCAAGCUCGCCCCCGAGGCGCUCACCGCCGCCGCCGCCGCCGCCGCCGCCGCUUUCUCCGCGCCCUCCCUGCGCCUGGGGCUGGCGGCCGGCGAGCUGUACGGCCGCGCCGAGGCGCACUACGGGGCCGCCGCCGCCGCCUCGGCGCUGCAGGGCUACGGCCCCGUCGGGCUGGGGCUGGCGGCGGCGGGCCACGGGCAGCCGCCCCCUCCCCACGGCCCCCACGGGCAGCCGCACGUCGGGGCGGCGGCCGGAGCCUUCCUGCGCUACAUGCGGCAGCCCAUCAAGCAGGAGCUGAUCUGCAAGUGGAUCGAGCGGGAGGUGCCGGCGGGGGGCAGGAAGCCCUGCUCCAAAACUUUCGGCACCAUGCAGGAGCUGGUGAGCCAUGUCACCGUGGAGCAUGUCGGCGGGCCCGAGCAGAGCAGCCACGUGUGCUACUGGGAGGAGUGUCCCCGCGAAGGCAAGCCCUUCAAAGCGAAAUACAAACUCAUCAACCACAUCCGAGUGCACACGGGAGAGAAGCCCUUCCCCUGCCCCUUCCCCGGCUGCGGAAAGGUCUUCGCCCGCUCCGAAAACCUCAAGAUCCACAAGCGGACUCACACAGGGGAGAAGCCCUUCAAGUGCGAGUUCGACGGCUGCGACAGGAAGUUCGCCAACAGCAGCGACCGAAAGAAGCACUCCCACGUCCACACCAGCGACAAGCCCUACUACUGCAAGAUCCGGGGCUGCGAUAAGUCCUACACCCACCCCAGCUCCCUGCGCAAGCACAUGAAGAUCCACUGCAAGUCCCCGCCGCCCUCCCCGCCGCCCCCGGGCUGCUACGCGGCCGCCGGGCCCCCCGACGGGCCGCUGCCCCCCGAGGCCGACCCCGCGGCAGAGCCGCCCCGCGUCCCCUUGUCCCCGCCGGUCACCAACCUCAGCGAGUGGUACGUCUGCCAGGCCGGCGGGGCCCCCCGACGGCCGCGCACCCCCUCCAGCCGCGCCGCCUCCCCGGCCUCCGAGGGGGACGAGCCCCACAGGACCUUGGGGGGCAGAGCCGCCCCCUAGGGCCGGGCCGGGCUGGGGCCGAGCCGAGCCGUGCCGAGCCGUGCCGUCGGUGCCCCGGCCCUGUCCCAGCCGCCUUUGGCACCGCGGGCAGGCGUGGAAGCGCCGUCAGGUUUGACCCGCGCUAUUUAUUCCGUGUACGAAACCCUAUGGUGUUUGUACGGUAACUAAUUUAAUUAAAGACACUCGGACCUUC
This is a messenger RNA of Oxyura jamaicensis (ruddy duck), 1462 nucleotides long. RefSeq names its product zinc finger protein ZIC 5-like. The transcript is spliced from 3 exons. Gene Ontology annotation, molecular function: RNA polymerase II cis-regulatory region sequence-specific DNA binding; DNA-binding transcription factor activity, RNA polymerase II-specific. Gene Ontology annotation, biological process: regulation of transcription by RNA polymerase II; central nervous system development. The record is from RefSeq and is a predicted model, not a curated record. Gene Ontology annotation, cellular component: nucleus. Lineage: Eukaryota; Metazoa; Chordata; Aves; Anseriformes; Anatidae. Bases 1 to 1269 code for a protein of 422 amino acids.